AUGGAGGAAGAUGCUCAAAUAAAGGGGAAGUCCCGGUGGGAUAAUGCAAACAUUUUUCAAAAAAUGUUUUUCACAUGGAUAUUCCCGGUGUUUAUGACGGGUUGGCGUAAGAAUCGUCUCGAUGUGGACGACCUGUUCCGGUGCUCCCGACACGACGAGUCGCAACGUAUUGUCCAGGAGCUGGAAAAACAUUGGAAUAAUGAACGCCGAAAAGAAUCGCCUAAAUUCUGGAGAGCAUUGUUCAUGACAUACGGCAAAUACUAUAUACUCCCCCUUUGUAUGUUUACAUUCGCGGAAUGCGUGAUACGUAUAGGUCAGGUCCUGCUACUAGGUUUAGUGAUAGACUACUUUAGCAAGGUAGAAAAUCGCACUUACGAGCAAGCAUGCCUGGCCGUCGCGGGUGUAUGUGUGUGCUCAGCCCUGUUCGUAUCGCUAUACCACCCGGCCAGUGUGCUAAUCGUACAAAUGGGUAUGAGAUUACGAGCCUCCUCCUGUACACUCAUGUAUAAAAAAUCGCUUAGACUGAACCGGGCAUCCCUGGGUAAAACCACAGUGGGCCACAUUGUAAACCUAAUGUCCAAUGAUGUCAACCGAUUUGAUGGGUUUUCAGUGUUUGUGAGCUAUUUAUUCAUAGCGCCCAUACAGACGGCGAUCGCUGUAUAUAUCAUAUAUACGGAGAUCAGUUACUAUUGCUUCGUAGUUAUGGCCCUAUUUCUGCUGUUUAUACCGUUUCAAACACUUAUGGCCACCCUUUUCUCGAAAGUCAGGCUAAUGACCGCUCAGUUAACGGACAGUAGACUGCGGCUCAUGAAUGAGAUUAUAUCGGGGAUGCGAGUCAUCAAAAUGUAUGCCUGGGAGCAGCCGUUUGUUGCCCUGGUGGCCGCAGCUAGAAAGAGCGAGGUGCAUGGAUUACGAAUGGCUUGCUUUCUAAAAGCUAUCAAUUUGUCGGUAUAUAUCGUGGCCUCCCGUAUAAUACUGUUCGCGUGUUUUAUAACAUAUGUAUUAACCGGGAACCUAUUGACCGCCAAAGCCGUAUUCGUGACAAUGACCAUGGUCAAUAUAGUGAGCCGCACAAUGUCCUCGAAAUUCCCACAGGCAAUUACACUGAGUGCUGAGCUACUGGUGUCGUGUCGCCGGAUACAAACUUUCCUGGAGUUGGAGGAAAUGGAUUUGAAUGCAAUUAAAGCUUCAAAUGUAGAUUUGGAUACAAAUGUAGAUUUGGAUUCAAAUGUAGAUUUGGAUUCAAAUGGCAAACAAUGGCCGCAACUGUCGGUCAAUAAUAUUAGCGCCAAAUGGAGUGAAGACAGUCCGUAUCCAACCCUUCGGAAUAUAUCCGUUCACUUAAAACCUGGAAAUCUGUUAGCAGUUAUUGGACCAGUAGGGGCUGGAAAGAGUUCAUUUUUGAUGACAAUAUUAAAAGAGCUACCGGUGCUCGAGGGAAGUAUUCAAACUGUGGGCACCAUUAGUUAUGCCUCACAAGAGUCCUGGAGUUUCAAUAAUAGCGUCAGAAAUAACAUACUAUUUGGCAGUGAAUACGAUGAGCACCGGUAUAAACAGAUAGUCAAUGUCUGUGCUCUGGAACGGGAUCUCCAGAUAUUCCCCUUCGGAGACAAGACAUUAGUCGGAGAGAAAGGAGUCAUUCUAUCGGGUGGUCAGAAGGCUAGGAUCACUUUGGCCAGAGCUUUGUAUCGCAACUCAGAUAUCGUACUAAUGGACGACCCGUUGAGUGCUGUCGACACCUCUGUUGCCGAACAUAUAUUCCAUAAAUGUAUAGUGGAGUACUUGUCGGACAAAAUCCGGAUUCUAGUCACACAUCAAAUCCAAUUCAUACGAAAAGCCACACAAAUACUAAUCUUAAGCCCAGAGGGCCGGUGCCUGGGGUUGGGCUCAUACGACGAACUCCAGUCCCGGGGCCUGGACUUCAUGUCAAUGUUGAGCGAACAGGACAGGGAUGCAACAAAACAACAGGAACGGGAUCUCAUGAGAUCUCUAUCACAAAAUAGUUAUGACACCAAAAUCACAUCCCGAACCGCAUCGGUAGCUGAAAGCCCUGUAAUGCUAAACGAUUUUUAUGAUGAUGUGAUGGACGGGCAGUAUUCGGGUGACCCUAAAAUACAAGACCAAAACAUUAAGUUGGGCUCCAUUUCCGGUCGGGUAUACUGGAAGUACAUUAGGGCCGGUGCCCUGUUCUCCAAGAAUAGUUACAUUGCGAAACAGACCCCAACCCCUAAUGAGACACUCCUGACGGAGUCGGUCAAAGACAGGGCCCGGAGGUACUCCCGGAGGAUAUCCUUGUUUCCGACCGACGACUUUGAGGUCUCCGAUAUUAUGACCGAUGAGGAGGACUACUCGCAAGAGCCCAAGAUUCAGGAGGAGAAUCGGGAGGUGGGCUCUAUCGGGGGGAAUGUCUACUACGAGUAUGUGAAGGCCGGUGCCGGACCAAUACUGUUCACGAUAACCCUGUUCUCAACACUGGUAUCUCAGGAUACACAAAACUAUUACGUUUACGUUUAUUCGGGACUCAUUGGGGCCUUAUUUGUGACGGGGCUAAUGCGGUCGACCACGUGGUUCGUGAUGUGUAUGCGGGCGUCCGUUAAUCUACACAACAGUAUAUUCUCACGUGUAUUACGGGCUCCGAUAACUGUGUUUGACAACAACCCCAUCGGCCGAAUGCUGAACAGAUUUUCAAAGGACAUGGGUAUUGUCGAUGAACAACUUCCUUUCAUUGGCUUAGACUUAAAUCUCGCACUAACAAAAGCGAUUGGUGGUAUAAUAACGGUGGCAAUUAUCGACGUUUACUUAAUCAUCCCUGCUAUUGUCUUAAUCAUACUUACGGUGAUUGUAAGAAGCAUAUACAUCAAAUUGGCCAGGGAUAUCAAACGUUUCGAAGGGCUAACAAGAAGUCCAGUGUUUACUCACGUGAGCACAACCCUGAAUGGGUUGGUCAGUGUGCGGGCUUAUGGGGCACAGGAGGCCUUUGAGCGACAGUACUAUGCCUACCAAAAUGACCACACUGCUACCUGGUUUCUUUUUGUCUGUACAUCUCGUACCCUGGGUCUCAUUAUAGACUGGAUAUGUGUGGCCUAUAUUGUGGUCAUAGCCGUAGUGAUGAUGGUAUUCCCCGACCAGAUUGGGAACGGCGGUAGUGCCGGAUUGGCCCUCUCGUCAGCCCUAAUGAUGACGGGAGAAGUCCAAUGUGGUGUCAAACAGUCGACUGAGUUUGAAAGUCACAUGACUUCAGUCGAGCGUAUCAUUGAAUACCAGAGACUACCACAGGAAGCGCCGUUAGACUCAGAUGACAGACACCGACCCCCACCUGACUGGCCAUCGAAGGGUGAGAUAGAGCUGAGGAAUAUGUCUCUGGUAUACGAGGGCUCAACCAAACCGGUGCUCAAGAACCUUUGCUGUAGUGUAAAGAGUGGCGAAAAGAUAGGCAUAGUCGGACGUACCGGUGCCGGCAAGUCGUCCAUCAUAUCAGCCCUGUUCCGGAUGGUGGAGCCCAGGGGUGAGGUGGUGGUGGACGGCGUGGACACCAAAUCGAUA
Oppiella nova is the source of this 3543-nucleotide messenger RNA. NCBI's taxonomy places the organism in Eukaryota, Metazoa, Arthropoda, Arachnida, Sarcoptiformes, Oppiidae. The record is from the annotation of a GenBank genome assembly.